Molecule: messenger RNA, 1453 nt
Organism: Octodon degus (degu)
Lineage: Eukaryota; Metazoa; Chordata; Mammalia; Rodentia; Octodontidae
Gene: Homer3
Product: homer scaffolding protein 3
Exons: 10
Coding region: 139-1218 (359 amino acids)
Biological process (GO): G protein-coupled glutamate receptor signaling pathway; regulation of store-operated calcium entry
Cellular component (GO): plasma membrane; cytoplasm; dendrite
Molecular function (GO): G protein-coupled glutamate receptor binding
Source: RefSeq, a predicted model, not a curated record
AGCCCCACUUACUUCUGGACCUUCUCAUGACGCUGUGUUAAGACAGCAAAGUCACUGGGAGCUGAACAGACGGACCCAGACUGGCUACUCUUGUCCCCCUGAGGCUGCUCUGGAAGCCGGUCCAGCCCAGUCUGACCAAUGUCCACAGCCAGGGAGCAGCCAAUCUUCAGCACCCGGGCACACGUAUUUCAGAUCGAUCCGGCUACCAAGAGGAAUUGGAUCCCUGCAGGCAAGCAUGCCCUCACUGUCUCCUACUUCUACGAUGCUACCCGCAACGUCUACCGCAUCAUCAGCAUUGGGGGUGCCAAGGCUAUCAUCAACAGUACUGUCACUCCCAACAUGACCUUCACCAAAACCUCCCAGAAGUUCGGGCAGUGGGCAGACAGUCGUGCCAACACCGUCUAUGGCCUUGGCUUUGCCUCCGAACAGCAUCUGACCCAGUUCGCUGAGAAGUUCCAGGAGGUCAAAGAGGCAGCGCGGUUGGCCCGGGAAAAAUCUCAGGAUGGAGGGGAGCUCACCAGCUCAGCUCUGGGGCUCAUGUCUCACCAGGUGCUCCCGAGCCCUCUGGUCAGUGCCAACGGCCCUGGAGAGGAAAAGCUGUUCCGCAGCCAGAGCGCCGACACACCGGGCCCCACAGAACGUGAGCGGCUCAAGAAAAUGCUGUCUGAAGGCUCCGUGGGCGAGGUGCAGUGGGAGGCGGAGUUCUUCGCGCUGCAGGACAGCAACAAUAAGCUGGCGGAUGCCCUACGAGAAGCCAACGCCGCGGCCGCCCAGUGGAGGCAGCAGGUGGAGGCCCAGCGCGCAGAGGCCGAGAGGCUGCGGCAGCGGGUGGCGGAGCUAGAAGCCCAGGUGGCUGCAGAGCCAGCCACUGCCACAGAGAAGGAGGCACCUGGCCAGCCCCUGGAGAAGCUGGAAGCGCUGGUGAGGACCAAGGACCAGGAGAUCCAGACAUUGAAGAAUCAAACCGGGGGACCCCGGGAAGCCCCAGAUGCUGCCGAGCGGGAGGACAUGGAGCAGAAGGUGCAGGACCUGGAAGCACAAAACUCUGAGCUGGAGCAACAGCUGCGGGCAACUGAGCGCAGCCUGGAGGAGGCAAGGGCGGAGCGGGAGCGGGCGCGGGCCGAGGUGGGCCGGGCAGCACAGCUUCUGGACGUGCGGCUAUUUGAGCUCAGCGAGCUUCGGGAAGGCCUGGCACGGCUGGCCGAGGCCACACCCUGAGCCAGCACCAGUGCUUGGGUCCGAGGAGGCCCUCAGGGCUGGUCCUGCAGAAAUGGGCCUUGGUGGGCACAUGCGCCUGGCUGCAGUGGUCAGGCCAGGCUCAUGACCCUACUGGGGUUCCAGGAGCUAACCCAGCUGACCUGGCCACGGUCAGCCUGGUGGCUGUCUCAGCUUCACUGUGUAGACUCUAGGAUCCUGGGCAUGCGCUGUGCCUACAUUACAUUUCUUAAGCCUG